AUGCGGUCACCAUUGGUCAUAGCUCUUGCGCCGGAGCUUCAAUUGCUGUCCAAGUGCAGUAUUCGAACAUCGACAGCACGACGAUGGCUCUCUACUAGUCCGGGCUUGAAAGCUCCUCGAAGCUCUACGACACCACUGGGUGGCUCUUUUUUCCUUCAAAACAGGCUCUUCGAAAGAUCAAGAUGUCUUGAAUCUAUAAUAUCGAGGCGCAAUUCCAGAGCGACCUCAACCUCAACCUCAACUUCGCCAACCCCACCCCAAAAGCCUGCGUCGCAAACACCUCAAUCGAUCUCAGAGCUCGCUCCCCACCGCCAGCGACAGGCCCGCAAACAAGCUCUUCUUCAAUCUUCGUCGUCCGAAGCUCCUCUGCCUCCUGAUGCCUCCUCGCUCCUCACAUCCGCCGCGGCGUCACAGCCGAAGGACUCCUUUCGCCGAAGAUUUUCUGCAUACUUGUCGCUCACAAAGCCCCGCCUAACCGUCCUCGUUGUUCUGUCGGCCAUGGCACCCUAUGCGCUAUAUCCGGUUCCCGAAAUGCUGAUGCCCACAAUGACUGAGACGCCGAGUCUAAGCCCACUGACGCUUCUAUUUUUGACGACUGGAACUGCGCUUUGUUCUGCGGCCGCAAAUACUCUCAACAUGCUGUACGAGCCAUCCACGGAUGCCAAGAUGACAAGGACAAGGAAUCGACCGUUGGUGCGAGGCCUCAUUUCGAAUCGUGCAGCGGCUUUGUUCGCCGCCCUUUGCGGCGCAGCCGGCGUAACCGCUCUUUAUUACGGCGUCAACCCCACUGUAUCGUUCUUGGGUCUUUCAAACAUUGUCAUUUACGCCGGCAUCUAUACCCCGCUGAAGGCGGUAACUGCAUUCAACACAUGGGUCGGUGCUGUUGUUGGUGGAAUUCCACCCCUGAUGGGCUGGGCUGCCGCUGCUGGCGAAGCUGCCACAAAGGACGGGUCCUGGAAGGAGCUGCUCCUGGCCAGUGAUGGAUCAUCCAUUGGCGGAUGGCUGCUCGGAGGCCUUCUUUUCGCUUGGCAGUUCCCUCAUUUCAUGGCUUUGAGCUGGGGCGUCCGCGAAGAAUACAAGGCUGCGGGCCUGCGCAUGCUUGCGUGGACCAAUCCGGCGCGAAACGGGCGCGUUGCAUUGCGAUACAGCCUUGUCUUCUUCCCCUUGUGCUUCGGACUUUGUGCUGCUGGCGUGACGGACUGGUAUUUUGCUUUGACUAGCACGCCCCUCAACCUCUGGCAGGCCCGUGAGGCAUACCGGUUUUGGAAAUACGAGGGUCACAAAGGAAGCGCACGGGGUCUGUUCUGGGCCAGCGUGUGGCAUCUCCCUGGCGUGAUGAUACUUGCUUUGCUGCACAAAAAGGAUAUGUGGAGUCGAGCCUGGAGAGCCGUUUUUGGAGAGGAUGAAGAUGGAGAAUGGGAAGAGGAGGAACUUGAAGAAAUGGCAGGCAUGGCAGCUGCUGCUGCAGUUAAGAAUGGCGAGACGACAAAGUCAAGACGGUGA
Molecule: messenger RNA, 1503 nt
Organism: Trichoderma gamsii
Lineage: Eukaryota; Fungi; Ascomycota; Sordariomycetes; Hypocreales; Hypocreaceae
Product: protoheme IX farnesyltransferase, mitochondrial
Exons: 1
Coding region: 1-1503 (500 amino acids)
Biological process (GO): heme biosynthetic process
Cellular component (GO): mitochondrial membrane; mitochondrion
Molecular function (GO): protoheme IX farnesyltransferase activity
Source: RefSeq, a predicted model, not a curated record